Messenger RNA from Benincasa hispida (wax gourd), 913 nucleotides. It is a transcript of the gene RABA6A, whose product is annotated as RAB GTPase homolog A6A. Gene Ontology annotation, molecular function: GTPase activity; GTP binding. The record is from RefSeq and is a predicted model, not a curated record. NCBI's taxonomy places the organism in Eukaryota, Viridiplantae, Streptophyta, Magnoliopsida, Cucurbitales, Cucurbitaceae.
UUAAAAAAGAAAAAGAGAAAGAAAAAUAGGAAUAAAAUAUAAUAAAAUGGAAAAUUAUUAGAAAAUUGGAGAAAAGGGAUUAGUUUGUUAUUGUUUAAAAGGUUUAAGAAGCGUCACUCUGUUUUUUUGGAGAGCAGAAAAAGAAACAGAGAAAAUGGGGGAUUUGUUGGACGAAGAGUGCGAUUAUCUGUUCAAGGCGGUUCUCACGGGCGAUUCCGGCGUCGGAAAAUCCAAUCUCCUCUCUCGUUUCGCCAAGAACGAAUUCCGAUUCGACUCCAAACCGACGAUCGGCGUCGAGUUCGCUUACCGGAAUAUAAAGCUCGCCGAUAAACUCAUCAAAACCCAAAUCUGGGACACCGCCGGCCAAGAAAGAUUUAGGGCAAUUACAAGCUCAUAUUAUCGAGGAGCAUUGGGAGCAUUGCUUGUGUACGACAUAACACGAGUGGCUACAUUUGAUAACGUGAAGAAGUGGUUGGGAGAGUUGAGAGAGUUGGGGAAUUCAGAUAUGGUGAUCAUUUUAGUAGGAAACAAGUGUGAUUUGGAUCAAUAUAGAGAAGUGGAAGAAGAAGAAGCACGAGGCUUGGCAGAGCUGGAAGACUUAUUUUUCAUGGAAACUUCUGCUAAGGAUAAUGUUAAUGUGGAAGAAGCAUUUCUUGAAAUGGUUCGUAGGAUCCAUGGCAUUGCUUCCCAAAAGACCUUGGAUUUCCAUACAAAUUUUGAAAAGCUUCUUGCUUUUCCAAAUGGAAAAGAGAUUCUUAGUAUUCAUGAAGUAACUCCAACCAAACCCAAUUCAUAUUGUUGCUCUUUUUGAACAAUUUUGUUCUAAAUUGUCAAUAAUCUAACUUAUACUUUGGUUGUUUUGUUGGAGUUCUUUUAUUUAUGCUUUACGGAAAAUAUAAACUUAUACUUUUAA